UUGCGCAUGCCCAGAGCGUUAGUACCAGAAACAACGAUAAAUGCUGAAACUGGACAAAUCAAAAUGAAACGCAGUCAUGAAACUAUAAAUAAUUUCAAUGAAUUUAUAAUCGGUGCUUGUCGUUCAAAUAUGGACAUAAAGUUCAUAUGGAGUGGUUCGGAUGCGAAGGCAUUAGUCUAUUACAUUACAGAUUAUGUCACUAAAACCAGUUUAUCGUUUCACGAUACCUUGGUUCAUAAAGCCAUGGGAUCGAUCGAUAAGCACACAGCAUCGGACGCGACUGAUGACCUCCAUGAACGAUCUCGCAAAUUAGUGUUGCGAUGCUAUAAUACAAUAGCAUCACAACAGGAACUAUCCGGAGUUCAAGUGGCGUCGUAUCUCAAGAUCGAGAAGACACGAAAGAACGAUAUGCUCGUGCCAUUUUGUUUUUGUCCUGGAGAAGUGUCGAUGACUUAUGUCAAGCUGAUAUUACGUGGGACCAAUCAUUAAGACUAAACGCUAGCUUUUUCCUGCCAUCGUCAAAAACAAUAAUUGACAAUAUUCAGCUACUGCAUGAGUGUAGAAAAGAUCGGGACGAGCAUUUAAUUCAAGUUAUUGAGCAAACAAAAGCAGCGGAUGACAACAUCGACUCGGUCUAUAUACCGAAAAAUUUUGCUCGAGACGACCUAAGCGAGAUGGAUGAUUCAGAAGAUCUCGUUGCACUACUGGAAUUCAACGAUGAUCACGAUAUGACAAGUGAGUUGUCUGACUCCAAUGCACAAACAAUGAACCCAAAUCAUGCGUAUACGUUGCAGACAAACUUUAAAUUCGGUCAAAUUUUAAAUUUGUCCGGACAAGAUUCAAAUUUAAAUUUUGUCCGGUAA
This is a messenger RNA of Didymodactylos carnosus, 863 nucleotides long. The record is from the annotation of a GenBank genome assembly. Lineage: Eukaryota; Metazoa; Rotifera; Eurotatoria; Philodinida; Philodinidae.